AUGGCGGAUCAUUUCACCAUUAACUCUGCAUCCACGUCUACUUUUGGAAAAGAACAGAAUUCCCUGUUGAGGCUGAACGGUCCGCAUAAGGUCACAUAUCAAGCCAAAUCUGGCUGGGACUACUACGUCGAUGUUACGCAAAGACCAAUAAAUAUGGACUUGAUACUUCCACAUUAUCGUCCACGGCAUCAGCCAACCGACCAUCGUCUGAACAUGUUCGUUGGUACUGAGGCAGGUCCUGUAAAGAUCAAACUUUGUCGAAGCUUUGCUCGCUGCAAAUUCUAUCUAGAAGUGCAAGCCUCCAUGUCGGACGUGACCUUAUGGUUACCUUCAGACUUCAGGGGCCGAAUACAAUAUUCUGGGAAGGCCAAGUUUUCCUCUGGAUUCAUUAACAGAGUGAUGCAGAACGUCUAUUUCUCCGGUGACGAUGACACCGAUGCAACCAACGAAGAUUGCCUUGUCGUUGUUACAAACGGGAACAUCAUGUUCCGUAUGUGGGAUGUACAGACGUGUGCCCCGGAGAACACGCAAAAAGAGACAUUAAAACGAAUGUUUGGUUGUUCAAAAAAGGCCCCCGAAACGAGUAUUGACUGGGAUUUUCUUCUCGAGGAUUAA
Messenger RNA from Lentinula edodes (shiitake mushroom), 615 nucleotides. RefSeq lists its product as uncharacterized. Lineage: Eukaryota; Fungi; Basidiomycota; Agaricomycetes; Agaricales; Omphalotaceae. The transcript is spliced from 3 exons. The record is from RefSeq and is a predicted model, not a curated record. Bases 1 to 615 code for a protein of 204 amino acids.